This is a messenger RNA of Dreissena polymorpha, 4597 nucleotides long. RefSeq lists its product as uncharacterized. Lineage: Eukaryota; Metazoa; Mollusca; Bivalvia; Myida; Dreissenidae. Gene Ontology annotation, molecular function: protein binding. The record is from RefSeq and is a predicted model, not a curated record. Bases 1123 to 1833 code for a protein of 236 amino acids. The transcript has 3 exons.
AUACUAACUAAAUGCAGCGUUUAUCUUUAGUCAACACUUAUGGUCUUCAGUUUUGAUAACACUUUUUGCUGUUCAUAAAAUGAGUGAAACCAAUUGUGAAUAGACACAUUUUUAAACAGAUGUCACUUGACAUUAAUUAUUUUAAAUGGCUAAUUCUGUAAAUUUAGUUCAUAAUAGUUCAGAUUUAGUGAAGGACUAUUCGUGCAGCACUUGUGAAGGAAAAAUUUUGAAACAAAUGCUGAAUAUUUUUGUGGAACGUGCUUGCAGUGUUUUUGCAAAAAAUGCCUUCAUCUUCAUGAUCAAUUAUAUGUAAACCAUUUGAAAUAUGGAAGAGGAGAAACAUAUAUGGCCUCUAGCAAAACCAUUGAUAAUUUGCUACUGAAAUGUGACAUUCAUAACAUUAAGGAACUGAAAAUGUUCUGUCAGGACCACAGUCAGCUGUGCUGCUCUGAUUGUGUUUUACUGAAUCACAGACAGUGCACCAAUCUGAAUCUUAUUUCUGAAUCAGUCAAAAAGCUGUCACUGGAUGUGCAGCAGUUGUCGAGCAAAAUUCAAGCAAUUCUUACUGAACUAAAUAAGUUAAAGAAAACACAAGAGGGCACUAUCCUAUCCGUGGAGGGAUCAUACAGUGAAAGACUUCAAGAAAUUAGAGAGAUGCGUAAGAAAUUAAAUACUGCUUUGGAUAAACUAGAAAAUACAACCUUAUUAGAACUUGAUGAAAUUAGGACAAUAAUGCAAACCUCUCUUAAGAAAGAUGUAGACAAAUGCAGCAGAUUGAAGGACACACUUCAACAACUUGGUGAAGCUUUACAGGGACUUCAUGAUAAGAGCAAUAAAGACAUGGAGUUCAUAGCCAGCAUAAAAUGUCAGUACAAAAUACAAGAGUCUGAGUCAUAUUUGAAGGAGAACCCUGUGAAGGGGAAGAGUUCACUUAUAUUCAAGGCAGACAUAAACAUUGAGCAGUACCUGUCUCAACAGGCAAGUCUAGGAAGGAUUGUUGACAGCAUGGAGUCUCUCAAACUGGAGAUGAAUCCAGACCAGUUGUUGAGUGUUAAAAGGAAGUCCGAGUAUAAUUUGUGAAUAUCAAAGGACGAUAAAUGCCAAUAUUGCUGCAUUAAAGGAAUGUGUAGUCUGCCUAGUGGUCAGGUUAUUGUAGCAGAUUUUAAUAAUAGUAGAGUGAAGCUGUUGGACAAGCAUUACAAUGUGUGCUGUCACUGUGAUGUGCCUGGCGCACCAGAGGACAUUUGCCUCAUAACAUCCAGUGAGGUGGCUGUGACUCUAGAUGCUGCAGGUGUGCAGUUUAUGUCUGUGAGCAAUAGGCAGCUGGUGAAUGGGAGGAAUGUGCAGUUACCACAUGCUGCUAACGGCAUUGCCCACCAUCAGGGAGCAUUGUAUAUCACGUCUAGAGAUGCUCUCUACCACUACACACUGACCGGGACACUUGUGAAAAAGCUUUAUGAAAAUAGAGGCCAUCUAACAGUGCUCAAGUGUGCAUUGAGUCCUGCUGGAGACAGGAUCUAUGUCACCAACUACUACCAGAACAAGCUCAUUACUCUGGCUACCGAUGGCACCGUGAUAUCCACCUUCACGGAUCCUGAACUACAAGGCUCAUAUGUGGUACAUGUAACACCUUCAGGACAAGUCCUGGUCCUUCGAUCCAGCUCCUUAAUUGUCAUACAGGUGGAUCAUGAGGGGGGAAAGAAACUGGCCACGGUGGCUUCACAGACAGAUAUCAUUGGACUGUGCAAACCACUAUCUAUCUGCUACAACACCAAUACUGACCAGAUCAUUGUAGGAGUUGGUGAUAACAUCAUGGUGAUGGAUUUGCAAUAGCUCUUCGUAUAUACAAAUUUAAAUAUAUAGGUAUCCUUUAAGUGGCAAAUUUAGUUAUCUAAGAAUUUCAAGGACAAUUGUCAAACAGGUGUUACACACUAAAUAAUUUAUCUUCCUCUCUGCGCAUUGUGUUAAUAAAUAAUUUUUCACAAGAUUUACUGACCUUUCGGUAACUACUCUAGAAUGUGUAUUCGGAUAAAAAUUGAAUAAAUCAAACCGUAUAAUUUGUAAACAUGCCAUUAACAUUGAUUUGCCUAUAAAUGUCAUUAGGAUAAACAUGAGUUUACACAGUUCAUAAAUAAAUAUAACAGAAAUAAAAAUAUGCACCAAUAAACAAAAAUUAAUCCAAUCAAGAAUCAAAUUUAAUAAACAUAAAAAGAAAGCACUCUCAAAUUUCCGUAUAAAGGAAGAAAUACAAAUAAGAAAUUUAUCUCAUAUGAAGCAAAGUAAAUUGCAGAGGUUAACACAAAAGUUGUCACCAAAAACAGAACGCAAAAGCGCCUUGAUGUAAUAUGUCACUCACUUGAGACAAGUAAAAACUAGCCUGUUAUGUGUAGAUUUUGAUGUGUUUAUAUAUUAACUGUUGCUGUCAUCUAGUUGUUUUUGCUAUGUAUGACACGGACUUAAUGUGGUCUGAGACAGGAUUAAAACAAAAAUAAGAAAUUAACAAUAAAUAUAUAAAACAAGUGACCCGUCUGGUAUGAGAAAGGAUUAAAACAAAAAUAAGAAAUUGACUAUAAACAAAAAAAACAACAAGUAACCCAUAGAGUGGCGCCACUUUUGACCAAAUGGGUAUGAAUUGAAAAAUAAAAUGUAUGGAGGAUCUUUAACUCACCAUGUGACACACUUAAUGCUAAACUCACUAUAUAAGUUUAUAUCAAUCUUGUCACCGAUAAGCGUGGUUAGUAUUAAGCCUUGGUGCAUGAUUUGAAAAAACUUAGAAGAGGAAAACUAAAUAUGUUACACACAGGAUAUAAAUCCGCGACCCUUGCGAUUUCACAUCAGAAGAUUUUUACUUCAAAAAUAUUUAACAUACAAGUCUUUAUUAUUAAUUUGAUAUUAAGACGUUACAUCACAAAUAACGCAUAAUAAGUCUGGGCAGAGAAGAUGUUUAAAGGUUUUCAUUUAAGACAUAUAAGGAAAACAAGUAACUGAAAGAUAAGGGAAAUGAGUAACUGAAAGAUGUUUUUUGAAUGUUCUUUAAUGUACAAACAACUGAUUGGAACAGCAACAUGUAAAAGCAUACCAUGGGUUGAAUGUUUUUUAAAACUUAUUUCACAAAUUGCUUACUGAGCAUUUCAUUGGCCCAAACUGUGAUCAUCCAUCAUCAAUCAUCCCUUAUUUUACUGUGAACACUUCAUAAAUUUGCAUUUGUUUUCCAUCCUGUUUACAAUUGUCUAAUUGUUUUUGUUUCCAAAAAAAUCUGCUCCAAGAAAAAAAUAAUGUGAGGUCAAUAACUAUGUUGUUCUUUUUUAAGAUAACUAAAUAUUUAAUAAUGAAAAUGUCUAAAUGUACCCGUGAUCAUAACCAAGUAACUUUAGAUCAGUUGUUAUUUUAACAUAUUUAUUUAUGCUUGAUAUUGUUGAAUGGAAACCAGAAACAUUUCCGAACAGUUUUAAUUCUGUUUAAGUUAUUCAAACCCACUCAUAAGGCCCAUAAUACCUGAGUGCCCAUAACAAUAUAGACAGUUCUCGGCUUUGUUUAUAGGAUUUAAAUGUCAACAUUUUGUUUCUCAAUCUUGAACCAACACAUGAAUUGGAACCUGUUAAAUAUAACACAUAUAAUGCUGGUAUAAUAAACAAUGUUUUUACUUUAAUGAAAUCCAGAUGGCAACGACCAACUUAUUGUUGGCACUAAGCAAAUGCUGACCCUUUAUCAUGCAUUUGUUGCAGAACUACAAAUUGUGUCUAUGUGUUGUUUGAACAACUCUGCACAUGAAAAGAGAUUUUCCAUUUGUGAACAUGUCUUUCAUACCUUAAUACAUAAAAACAACGGUACACAAAUAAAUUAGUUCAAUGUCUAGAACUAGAAAUGUAAUGAUCACUUCUUACUAUUCCUUUUGAACUUUUAUUUAUUCUCGUUAUUUAUCAACAUUGUAUCUUUUCUUUUUUAAGGAAGAUCUUUAAUACACUGUUUUAAUUCCUCUUUAGGCUAAAAAACUGUUCGUCAGAUUUUCUGUUCCUAAAACAUGCCAGGUAAAAUAUAAAUAUUUUUUAUAAUUGUAUUGCGCCCAUCAAUUUUUUUUAAUGUUAAACCUAUGCAAAUUCAGUACGCACGGUGUAUCUACUAAAAUGUAAUAGCAAUAUAUAUUGUCUUAAACAAUACUUACAAGCAAAAUGUCAUAAUUAAUCUUCCUAUAUAAGUUUGGUUUUCUUUAGUUUAAGCUUGAUUGAAAUUUGAAUGCACACGGCAUUUUGAGAGAGUAUUGUGUCCAUUGCCUGAGUAUAACAAAUACUGGUGUCGUCGGAGAAGGCAUUGAGAACUCUCCCAGAGUGGUGUUUAAACCCAGGACCUAUUGGUACAACACUUCCACUACGCCAACAUUAUCUUGUUUGUUUUAUAUGCAUGCAUAUCUUUGAAUUUGUUACAAUGCUUGAACAUGCGUUAUUAGUGAUUACCAAUGUUUGUAACAUGAAUAUAUUUAAUAUCAUUUUUCAUUACCUUUAGCGCGCAUGUACUUUGAUUUGCUAUUCUUUGUUAUUACGCAAGCUUUUAGUCUUUGGAGCUAUAGUUAGAAUUAUUAAUAAAGAUCUCUAAAACUCUC